Molecule: messenger RNA, 1248 nt
Organism: Candidozyma pseudohaemuli
Lineage: Eukaryota; Fungi; Ascomycota; Pichiomycetes; Serinales; Metschnikowiaceae
Gene: MNT1
Product: alpha-1,2-mannosyltransferase KTR1
Exons: 1
Coding region: 1-1248 (415 amino acids)
Biological process (GO): protein O-linked glycosylation; cell wall mannoprotein biosynthetic process; protein N-linked glycosylation
Cellular component (GO): Golgi apparatus; membrane
Molecular function (GO): alpha-1,2-mannosyltransferase activity
Source: RefSeq, a predicted model, not a curated record
AUGGCUUCCCCAAGAUCAAACGCCAGGUUGGUCAGAUUCGCCAUCUUUGCGCUAGUCUUGAUCUUCUGUGGUUAUGUACUCACCAAGGGAUCCACAUAUGAGGCGCCACAGUCUCAGUCGGCGCCAGCUCAGGCUAUCCCCAAGAACGAGCCAAACCAGAAGGCUGUUGAGGAGCAAAAGCCUUUGAAGGACGCAUCAGCCCCAGCAGUUCCAGCUGCCCCAGAGCUUGUCAAGGGUGCUGCUAAUGAUGCCUCCAACCCUAACAUCGCCAACAAGAUCAAGGCGACUUUUGUUACCUUGGCUAGAAACUCCGAUAGAGCUUCUAUCCUUCAGUCCAUCAGACAUGUGGAGGACCGUUUCAACAAGAACUUCCACUACGACUGGGUGUUCUUGAACGAUCAGGAGUUCAACGAGGAGUUCAAGUCUGCCGUCUCUGCCGUUGUUUCUGGUCAGACCAAGUUUGGUCUCAUCCCUAAGGAGCACUGGUCUUACCCUGACUGGAUUGACCGUGAGAAGGCUGCCUUGGCCAGAGAGGCCAUGGUUCAGAAGAAGGUUAUCUAUGGUGGCUCCGAGUCUUACAGACACAUGUGUCGUUUCGAGUCUGGUUUCUUCUACAGACACGAGUUGAUGAAGGAGUACGAGUACUACUGGCGUGUUGAGCCAGACAUCAAGAUCUUCUGUGACAUCGACUAUGAUAUCUUCAAGUACAUGAAGGACAAUGACAAGUGGUACGGAUGGACCAUCUCUUUGCCUGAGUACAAGGAGACCAUCCCAACCUUGUGGGAGACUACCCGUGAGUUCAUGGAGAAGUACCCUCAAUACCUCGCCAAGGACAACAACUUGCCAUGGAUUUCUGACGACGAUGGAAAGACAUACAACGGAUGUCACUUCUGGUCGAACUUUGAGAUUGCCAAGCUUGACUUGUGGCGUGGGGAGGCCUACCUGAAAUACUUUGAGUACCUUGACAAGAAGGGAGGCUUCUUUUACGAAAGAUGGGGUGACGCGCCCGUGCAUUCGAUCGGUGCCUCGCUUUUCGUCCCCAGAGACAAAUUGCACUUCUUUGGCGACUUGGGUUACUGGCACGUGCCUUUCCACAACUGUCCCGUGGACGAAGAAACUCGUAAAGCCAAGAAGUGUGUGUGUGAGCCUAAGGACGAUUUCACCUGGAGAGGCUACUCUUGCACGCCCAAAUUCUUCUCCCAGCACGGCUUGAAGAGACCAACGGGCUGGGAACAAUUCACUCAGUAA